AUGGACACCAGCACGGUCUCACUGUUGUCGCCUCUUCCCACUUUGCGUCUUCUUUCAUCUGAAAAACUAACUCCCACUUGUCGCAUUCUUCCUUCUCACAACCAUUUUCUCAGACACUUCUCCUACCCUACUAACUUUAAUCGGACCUCAAAAUUCAGAACUACACAAGCCCUUCUCAAUUCCUCUCCCAUAACCCCUACAGCGGUCACCACUCCCACUCUCAGAGAAAUAUGCCAAGCUCACGUUCCUGAACAUAUAUUGCAAAGGCAGAUGGAAGAGAUUGGGUAUGUAGUGCCCACGGAUAUCCAGAGGGAGGCUUUGCCUUAUCUUUUUUCUGGGCUUGAUUGCAUUCUCCAUGCUCAGACAGGUUCUGGGAAGACACUCACAUACCUGCUUUUGAUCCACUCCAUCGUCAAUGCUGCAAAAUCCUCUGUGCAAGCUCUUGUUGUGGUGCCCACCCGGGAACUCGGAAUGCAAGUCACUAAGGUCGCUAGGACAUUGGCUGCAAAGCCAACUGGAGUCGUUGGGGAGCACAAGUCAUGUUCCAUCAUGGCUCUGCUAGAUGGAGGAACACUGAAAAGACACAAGACUUGGUUAAAGGCAGAGCCACCAACAAUAGUGGUUGCAACAGUUGGGAGUUUAUGCCAAAUGCUUGAAAGACAUUUUUUUUCGCUUGAAACUGUGCGGGUGCUGAUUGUUGAUGAGGUUGACUGUAUUUUCAACUCUUCAAAGCAAGUGAGUUCCCUUCGAAAGAUUUUGACUUCACAUUCAUCUUGCAAUAACCGUCAGACAGUCUUUGCCAGUGCAUCUAUACCACAGCACAACCGAUUUAUUCAUGACUCUGUGCAGCAAAAAUGGACAAAGAGAGAUGUGGUCCAUAUUCAUGUCAGUGCAGUGGAGCCCAUGCCAUCUCGCAUUUAUCAUAGAUUUAUAAGAUGUGAAACCAAAAGAAAAUUACAAAUCCUGUUAUCCUUGAUACAGUCCGAUGCACCUGAGUCUGGCAUUAUAUUUGUUACUGAGCAGUCCGAGAAGUCCAAAAAGGCUGGAAAAACUCCAUCAACAUCCCUUCUGAUUGACUUUUUGAAGAUAUCAUACCGGGGUGAUUUAGAUGUCCUCCUCCUUGAAGACAAAAUGAAUUUCAAUUCACGAGCAGCUUCACUGUUGGAGGUUAGAAAAGGAGGUGGCUAUCUUCUUGUAGCAACAGAUAUAGCUGCUAGGGGAGUUGACCUUCCAGAAAUGUCUCACAUUUACAACUUUGAUCUGCCAAGGACUGCUAUAGAUUAUCUUCAUCGAGCUGGCCGAACAUGUAGAAAACCCUUUUCUGACAUCAAUUGUACUGUUACCAGCAUUAUUGUUCCAGAUGAGCGAUUUGUUCUGCAGAGAUAUGAAAAUGAGUUGAUGUUUGAGUGUGAAGAGUUUAUUAUUCCAUAA
Molecule: messenger RNA, 1431 nt
Organism: Sphenostylis stenocarpa
Lineage: Eukaryota; Viridiplantae; Streptophyta; Magnoliopsida; Fabales; Fabaceae
Source: the annotation of a GenBank genome assembly